AUUAAGCUCGACGAAAAAGUGCCGGUAAUUGUCUAGACAAACCCCACUUGUUCAUUUUCCUUUGAAUUUUCAUUCAGAUCGCAGUUAAGAUAUAAAUUUCAGAAAAAUGUCAACCUUGACGCCUCUUGAAUCUAAUCCCGAGGUGCUGACCAAGUACAUACAUAAAUUGGGCGUGUCGCCAGCCUGGUCGGUAAAUGACGUCAUCGGAUUGGAUGAGGAUACUUUGGAAUGGAUUCCGCGUCCCGUAAAGGCGUUCAUUUUGCUUUUCCCAUGCAGCGAAUCGUAUGAAAAACAUCGUGCCGAGGAGCACGAGCGCAUCAAGGAGGUAAAGGAUGAACACCCCGCCGAUCUGUUCUAUAUGCGCCAAUUUACGCACAACGCAUGCGGCACCGUGGCCUUGAUCCACAGCGUGGCCAACAACAAAGAAGUUGAUAUCGACAAUGGAGUUCUAAAGGCCUUCCUAGAAAAGACAGCCUCGCUGUCGCCGGAGGAGCGUGGCCAGGCUUUGGAGACCGACAAGGACUUCACAGCCGAUCAUCAGGCUCUGGCUCAAGAGGGUCAGACCAAUGCCGCCGAGCACGAGACGGUGAUCCAUCAUUUUAUCGCCCUGGUCAAUAAGGGGGGCACUCUGUAUGAGCUAGAUGGUCGCAAGUCCUUCCCAAUUAAGCAUGGACCAACAUCGGAGGAAACUUUCGUGAAGGAUGCGGCCAAGGUCUGCAAGGAGUUCAUGGCCCGUGAUCCCAACGAGGUGCGCUUCACCGUUCUGGCUCUAACUCCGGCCCAGAAUUAGACUGGAUCUAAUUCUCGAUAACUUAAAUACCACCAAGAUCUCUGAUCAGCCACAAUAUACAUUUAUAAACCCAUAAUAUUUUUACUAGGGCCGAAAAGGCGACGAAGCCCCGCCUUUUUGGUUAGCCUACAGUUUACGCAUAUUUAUUUCGCCUUGAGCCAAAGCCACAAAUGUAUUGGGAACACUGAAUUUGUUAUUAAAGAAUGCAUUCGAGCUUGAUGCUAAGCUUAUUCGGAA
Drosophila rhopaloa is the source of this 1027-nucleotide messenger RNA. RefSeq names its product ubiquitin carboxyl-terminal hydrolase (gene Uch). Gene Ontology annotation, cellular component: cytoplasm. The record is from RefSeq and is a predicted model, not a curated record. Gene Ontology annotation, molecular function: cysteine-type deubiquitinase activity. Gene Ontology annotation, biological process: ubiquitin-dependent protein catabolic process; protein deubiquitination. NCBI's taxonomy places the organism in Eukaryota, Metazoa, Arthropoda, Insecta, Diptera, Drosophilidae. The transcript has 4 exons. The coding region runs from base 107 to 790 and encodes 227 amino acids.